AUCAGUGGCGAUCAGUGAAAGCAUUUGAAGCGCUCGCAGCCUACUUCGUGUCUAGUUGACGGUAAGACAUCAUGGCGAUCGGUUAAGAUGUACAGUCAGGAUAUUCUGAAAAUUCAUUGUGAUAGUGUACGAUUUCGAAUCGUGCAUUAACGUGGAAUUUGUGGUUGAACAACAAAACGUUAAUCUUUCAUCACACGACGACGUCCAAACGCGAAUGACAGAAUGGUGAAGCUGACAGAAGAAAUGGUCGUGGCUCGUACGCGAAUGUCUGACUUUUCCGCCGUAAAGAAACUCAAUUGCUGGGGAACAGAAUUAACAGAUGUUAGCAUUUUGAGAAAGAUGAAAAAUGUAGAAGUAUUAUCAUUGAGCAUAAAUAAUAUUAACACUCUUGCCGAUUUUCAAUAUUGCCACAAGCUCCAGGAUUUAUUUAUAAGGAGGAACAAUAUUAAAGAUUUAAAUGAAGUUUGCUAUCUCCAAGGAUUACCUAAUUUACGGAAUUUGUGGCUUGGUGAAAAUCCAUGUGCGGAAAAAGACGGAUAUCGAUUUGCCGUAAUUCGAGCUUUACCAAAUCUUGAAAAAUUGGAUGAUAAAGUAGUCUCACCUGAAGAGGUGCAAACUGCAAUGACAAUAGGUCGACCUUUAGUACAUCCUCUUGAAAUGGAUGCUUCUCCACAAUCGGAUGCAAUAAGCCCAGAGGAUAUAGCAUACAUUGAAGAAGCUGAAUUGGAACGAACUAGGAGAUACAGUUCUUCUGGCGAUCAGAGAAGCUUUGAUGAAAUACUACACGCGCAUGAAGAAUAUGAUCCUGACAGGAGAAACGCAAAUUAUAGUGCAUCAUCUUCUCAUCAUUACUCACAAAAUAAUCAGUAUGCAUAUGAGCUGCAAAAUGGACAAUCAAAGAAUCAGAGCAAAGAUGACACUGUGCGUACAGAGGCACGCAGCAACAAUGAGACUGUGGUGACUAACACUCUUGAAAUAUCCAAGGAUUAUGAUGAUCGACCGGUAGGACAAAGGCAUAACGGAGAUUAUGACGAAAGGCGACCUUAUUCUGAGUACAGCGGAAAUGAAGUUUCUCAGCGCCUGUAUACGCCAACACCGCAACGUACACAAUAUGCUGGCAACGAACCCACAGAUGAUAAACGUAACGAGAGAAAUAAUUAUAGUUAUGAUGAGAGAACAAGAUUAGAAUAUGAAGAUUCACCGCAAUAUGAAGAUUUACCGCAACUUCAGACAUCUCAAACAAGGAGGGUAAUGACUCAUCAUAACGAAAGAAUUGAAAGGGAAGAUACAAGUCAAGUACCUGGUUGGGUAAGACACUCUGAAAAAGAUAAAUGCAGACAAUUUCACUAUCACAGACGUCCAGUAACAAGGAAUUCAAAUAUAUUAUCCGCUGUACUGUGCCUAGUUAAAGAAUUGGAUUAUCCAAGCUUAGAAGUGGUAGAAAUGGCCGUUAGAAAUCGAAUGGAUGAACUGGAAGAAUGAUGUUUCUGACACCGUCCCCAAAAUCCUCAGGGGACGGUCACUUUCUCUCAAAUCGGCAGCAUAUCUUCUGCUCCCAGCCCAGAAUUCUCCGAUUCACUUGACUCUACGAUAACUAAUACGAUUAGCCAGUAUGCUGAUAACGAUGGAAAUUGCAACAAUGACGAGCAUCGUGCACUUGACUAUCGAUUAUUUGAAGAAAAUAAUGAUAAGCAUCAGACUCGACGAAACGGGCCUGCCGAUAAAACUUGCUCAACACAGAGCCCGAAAACCGUAUCGAUCGACCCGAGUCCGAAAUUACUCGGAAAUAAUCAAUCUGUGUGUAAAAUCAGAGACUUAGUAUUGGACAAUUCAUCGUCGAAAAAAUAUGAGGAGAGAAAAAGUAACGAUGUGAGACGCGUGGCAAGCAGUGAUAGCAUUCCUCGUGGUGGUAACAAUGUUAUUUUAAAUCAGGGAUGCAGAGUUUUAAGCCAAGAUUGUGUUAGAAGAUCAAAAAACCCGGAUGUUAGGAAUACAAUUACACCACUUCGUUACAUUCAGUCGGCAAAAGGAACAUGGACGUACAAUUUGUAAAUUAAUUAAUGAUGUGAUGAAUUAGUCUUUCCUAAAAUAAUCGAAAUCUUUGUAAAUGUGACUAG
Messenger RNA from Linepithema humile (Argentine ant), 2117 nucleotides. Its product is annotated as acidic leucine-rich nuclear phosphoprotein 32 family member A. Gene Ontology annotation, biological process: cytoskeleton organization. Gene Ontology annotation, molecular function: protein binding. NCBI's taxonomy places the organism in Eukaryota, Metazoa, Arthropoda, Insecta, Hymenoptera, Formicidae. The record is from RefSeq and is a predicted model, not a curated record.